UGUGUCUCUUGUUAUUAUUUGGAUCGUUUUGCUGGUUUAUGACUUAUGCCUGUGUUUGGAUCCCGAUGGUGGAUUACCCUCUGAAUAAACACAGUGUUUGGAUCCUCAGCCUUCGUGUCUCACUGCGGUUCGUGACAGGGUGGUAUUUUCCCGCUCAAUCCCAUCAUGCCACUGGACCGUUGCUGGACUGAACUGCUAAAGCCCUGUGUGGAGGAGGGACUGAUGGGAAUGAAAGAGGGAUUAGCCUGAAUAGACACUGUAAGACAAGAGUAAAUCUGUACUGCAGACUGACCCACAUCCAGCACCACAUCAUAUUGUCUGCCAGCAGUGGGAAAAGAAAGAAAGAAAGAAAGAAAGAAAGAAAGAAAUGACACAGAAAAAGGUCGCAGCGACAGUCCAAACUGUUGAAGCAAACAUGCCUCCAAGCUAUGAAGAGGCAAACGCAGGAUGUCCUGGUUACUACUAUGGUGAAGGAACCUUUUCCUGGGAUGACAUGUAUAUAAGACAAGUUUUUAUACGAAAGGUUUAUUCGAUUCUGAUGCUGCAGCUGUUUUCAACAGUAGCAGUUAUUGCUCUCUUCACGUUCUGUGCUCCAGUGAGGAUGUACAUUCAGACACAUCCUGUUUUAUACUCCGUGUCCAAUCUUCUGUUUCUCCUCACAUAUAUCUCACUGGCUUGCUGCGGUGAUGUGAGGAGGCAGUUUCCAUGGAAUCUUAUUCUUCUUAUAAUCUUUACUCUGAGCAUGGCUUGCAUGUUGGGCUUUAUCUCUAGUUUCUACAACACCAAGUCUGUCGUGCUGUGCAUUGGCAUCACUGCCACAGUGUGUCUGUGUGUCACCAUCUUCAGCUUUCAGAGCAAGAUUGACAUCACCUCUUUCCAAGGUCUUCUCUUCAUUCUGUGUACGGUCAUGUUUUUCUGUGCUAUUGUCAUGGGAUUUGUGGUUCCCUUUGGCUAUGUUCCCUGGUUACAUGCGGUCUAUGCCAGCAUAGGAGCUGUGGUCUUCACUAUGUUUCUCGCCUUUGAUACACAGCUGUUGAUGGGGACCAAGCAAUACGCAAUGAGUCCUGAAGAAUAUAUCUUUGCAACACUCAGUCUCUACCUGGAUAUUGUUUACUUGUUCACAUUCCUGCUUCAGUUGUUUGGUAAUGGGAGAUAAUGUGCCAUGGAUUUGUUGUAAUAUUGUCUGUCAUGUACAAUAUUGAUGGCUACUGUUCUGCAACCUCAAUGUUUUUAGAACAACACAUUGCCUUUUAUUUAGAGUUAGUUUGAAAGAAAAUCAACUCUGUAAGAAUGUUUUCUCAAGUACUGAAAUAUGCACUUCAUGAGUUAUUCAAAGGUCAAAGUCAAAAACUUUUCAUGUGACUAAAUCAAUCUGACUAUAUGCUGCACCAAAACGUACAAGGAUGUUAUGCAGUCAUUAACUGUUAAAAUUAAGGGUAAAAAAACAUAUAUAUAUAAUAAUAUAUAUACAAUAUUCUAAAACUCUGUCAUAUAAACAUUUGAUUAUCACAAAUUGUUAUUGUGAGAUCAUUCAUUUUGCAAUGCAUUGUAGUUGUCACUUUGACAUCCUAACCUUUUAGAUAAUAGCUUUUGAAGAGUUACUUUAAAAAAAAAAAAAAAAGUAAAAUGACGGGUUCUCGUUACCUUGCUAAUAUGGGAAAGCCAAAAAGAAUGGACAAAAGAAGAAUGAAAUAUGAAUGUCAGUACACCAGUUUAAUCACAACGUGUAGUGCUGUAGUGUGAUGUUAUUAUAAAAUAUUAAAAAUAAAUAAAUGCACAGUGCCAGGGGUCUUGUGUAUGUGUUGUGUAUGUUUGGAUUUCAGAAAUCUGAAUGCUCAUGAUACAGUAUAUGGUCAAUAUCACAUAAGCAGCAGAGCAGUAUGUCUCUAUAUCAGCACGUCAAUGAUUGAGCUGUACUGUAGGCACCAUGCUCCUGGGAUUUCACAACUUGCUUUUCUUAUCUCUCCUUUACUGAAAUUUAGAGGGUGACCGAUUGAUCAGUUUUGCAGGUAACUGGUUCCAGAAUCAAGUCAUUGAAGGUGAUUCUGAAAUUAGUGAGAAUGCACCAGACUUAAUGCUUUUUAUUUUAGUCAUGGUUAUCACUGUCAGUCAUUGCAAUUUUGAGAGUUAAAUUCUGCAUUUAUAUGCGGAUGUCUCUUAGCAGCUUAAAAAACAAAACUGUUAUUCAAAUUCUGGAUUAUAUCUAGAAAAUGUAAAGAAGAUGUUAUAUUUGAUCAAGUAUGUGGAGGAAUGCAUGUGUUUGUAUGUUUCACAGCCUGUCAUUCUUCAUCAAGGAAAAUGACACUUCGCUUCAUGCUGCCAAUCACCUUUCACUGUACCUGUCUUAGUACCUGUAUUUUCUCUGUAUCAGCCGCUUUUUGCUUGUUUUGUUGACUCUAGCCAUUUUUUUCCACAUAAAAAAUAAAUAAAUCACAAAAUUGAA
Carassius gibelio (silver crucian carp) is the source of this 2443-nucleotide messenger RNA. Its product is annotated as protein lifeguard 2. NCBI's taxonomy places the organism in Eukaryota, Metazoa, Chordata, Actinopteri, Cypriniformes, Cyprinidae. The coding region runs from base 368 to 1156 and encodes 262 amino acids. Gene Ontology annotation, biological process: negative regulation of apoptotic signaling pathway. The transcript has 13 exons. Gene Ontology annotation, cellular component: Golgi apparatus; endoplasmic reticulum; membrane. The record is from RefSeq and is a predicted model, not a curated record.